AAUAAUGAAAUAAAGCAAACGCUUUGCCCGCCAUUUUAAUUGAUCGUAGUAAAUCUGUUAUCAUCUACAUCCAUGGUUAUUACUUGUUCAGUUGAUUCAGAUUCUCUAUGUGUUGAGUGCGUCGGUCAAUCGUGAAUUUGUGGAGGAGGAAGAGUUUGUUUAAUUGAUCUGUGUAAAAGAAGCAAUAUUUGUAAAGUAGUGCGCCGAAGGCUGUAAGUCAUGGAUUCAAUUCCACGAACCCACGAAGACAUCGAGGCCCAGAUCCGUGAAAUACAAUCGAAAAAGAAGGAGAUACAGAAUACGCUAACUGAAAAAGAGCAAGUGGGGUUGGGAAAGACUGGAUUCUAUGAUCAGGACAUAUAUGAUGGUACCAACAACAAAUACGAUGGUUAUGUCACUUCUAUCGCAGCUAAUGACGAGGUCGAGGAUGAAGACUAUGAACCAAGUACAUUCAGUCAAAGCAAGAGACCAGGUUACAAUGCUCCGGCGGCGUUGCUUAAUGACGUUGCUCAGAGUGAAAAGGACUACGAUCCGUUCGCUGAUAGACGGCGGCCGACAAUUGCGGACAGAGAAGAUGAAUACAGGCAAAAGCGGCGACGUAUGAUCAUCUCACCAGAACGUGUUGAUCCAUUCGCCGAAGGCGGUAAGACUCCAGAUGUCGGCUCAAGGACUUACACAGAGAUCAUGCGCGAGCAGUUUCUUAAAGGAGAAGAAUCUGAGUUGAGAAAAAAAUUAGUGGAAAAAGCUAAAGACGGUACCUUGAAAGCCAAUGGAGAGCCGAAGCCUGCACCUAAAAAACGAGGUCGUUGGGAUCAAACCGAGGACACGCCUGUCGCGAAAAAACCAGCCGGUACAGCAGCUACUCCUACAUCCUGGGAUAACGCUGAUGUUACACCAGCUGCCAUAAGAUGGGAUGAAACUCCUGGCCAUGGCAAAGGUGGUGAAACUCCAGGAGCUACUCCUGGGGUUAGCACAAGAAUGUGGGAAGCUACUCCAGGUCAUGCUACACCAGGGGCAGUGACUCCAGGGCGUGAAACACCAUCGCACGACAAAGUCGCAUCUAGCCGUAGAAAUCGUUGGGAUGAAACUCCAAAAACUGAAAGAGAAACUCCUGGGCAUAAUAGCGGGUGGGCGGAAACACCAAGAACAGAUAGAGUUGCCGGUGAUUUAAUACAAGAAACACCUACACCGUCAGCCAGCAAACGGCGCAGUCGUUGGGACGAAACACCUUCUAAUCAAACACCUGGAUCUAUGACUCCGCAAACGCCUGCCACGCCGCUGACGACACCUCAUCAAAGUUCUAUCUUAACACCCAGUGGUGUAACACCUACUGGACCCAAAGCAAUGGGACUAACGACACCCACACCUGGUCACUUGAUGUCUAUGACUCCCGAACAAUUGCAGGCUUAUCGUUGGGAGCGUGAAAUUGACGAACGUAACCGACCUCUGUCGGACGAUGAACUUGAUGCCAUGUUUCCCCCGGGUUACAAAGUACUUCAGCCACCUGCAGGGUAUAUUCCAAUUCGUACUCCAGCAAGAAAGUUGACCGCUACUCCGACGCCGAUAGCAGGCACACCGCAAGGAUUUUUCAUACAGCAAGAAGAUAAGAGUGCCAAGUUCGUUGAUAAUCAACCCAAAGGCAACCUUCCCUUCAUGAAACCGGAGGAUGCUCAAUACUUCGACAAGCUUUUAGUUGACGUUGACGAGGAAUCUCUCAGUCCUGAGGAACAGAAAGAAAGGAAGAUUAUGAAACUCCUGCUCAAAAUAAAGAACGGUACUCCGCCAAUGCGGAAGGCAGCGCUCAGACAAAUUACAGAUAAAGCUCGGGAGUUUGGAGCAGGUCCUCUAUUCAAUCAAAUUCUACCACUUCUCAUGUCACCCACAUUAGAGGAUCAAGAGCGACAUCUUCUUGUUAAAGUUAUCGACCGCAUUCUGUACAAAUUAGACGAUUUAGUCAGACCGUACGUGCACAAAAUCCUCGUUGUAAUUGAACCAUUGCUGAUUGAUGAAGAUUACUAUGCUCGAGUAGAGGGUCGAGAAAUCAUUUCAAAUCUGGCGAAGGCCGCUGGAUUGGCCACAAUGAUUUCCACAAUGCGACCUGACAUCGACAACAUUGAUGAAUAUGUGAGAAACACAACGGCUAGAGCAUUUGCUGUUGUUGCUUCUGCACUUGGAAUUCCAUCUUUACUACCUUUCUUGAAGGCUGUGUGUCGCAGUAAAAAAUCAUGGCAAGCUCGCCACACCGGUAUUAAAAUUGUCCAGCAAAUUGCAAUUCUUAUGGGAUGUGCUAUCUUACCGCAUCUGAAGAGCUUGGUAGAAAUUAUUGAGCAUGGUCUUGUGGAUGAACAACAGAAAGUUCGAACCAUUACAGCGUUGGCCAUAGCUGCAUUGGCUGAAGCCGCUACUCCCUACGGUAUUGAGAGUUUCGAUUCCGUCUUGAAGCCCUUGUGGAAGGGUAUUCGUACUCACAGAGGAAAGGGAUUGGCAGCGUUUUUGAAAGCAAUUGGGUAUUUGAUUCCGCUUAUGGACGCCGAGUAUGCAAACUAUUAUACUCGUGAAGUGAUGCUUAUUUUGAUCAGAGAGUUUCAAUCUCCUGACGAGGAGAUGAAAAAAAUUGUCCUGAAAGUUGUUAAACAAUGUUGCGGUACAGAUGGUGUUGAAGCUCAGUAUAUAAAGGAUGAGAUACUUCCGCAUUUCUUCAAACACUUUUGGAAUCAUCGUAUGGCUUUAGAUCGCAGAAAUUACAGACAGUUGGUAGAUACCACAGUCGAAAUAGCAAAUAAGGUUGGUGCAUCUGAGAUAAUAAACAGAGUAGUCGACGAUCUCAAAGAUGAGAAUGAACAGUACAGAAAAAUGGUCAUGGAAACAAUUGAAAAAAUAAUGGGCAAUUUGGGAGCCGCCGACGUCGAUUCUAGAUUAGAAGAGCAACUAAUUGAUGGCAUUCUUUACGCAUUCCAAGAACAGACAACUGAGGACGUUGUAAUGCUCAAUGGAUUUGGAACUAUAGUCAACACUCUCGGUAAAAGAGUAAAAGCUUACUUGCCGCAGAUCUGCGGUACGAUUCUCUGGCGUCUCAAUAAUAAAUCCGCCAAAGUACGUCAGCAAGCCGCGGAUCUCAUCUCACGAAUUGCUGUUGUUAUGAAGACAUGUCAAGAGGAAAAACUGAUGGGUCACUUGGGUGUCGUGUUGUACGAAUAUCUUGGGGAAGAAUAUCCCGAAGUAUUGGGAAGUAUUUUGGGUGCCUUGAAAGCUAUUGUGAACGUUAUAGGUAUGACAAAAAUGACGCCACCUAUCAAAGACCUGUUGCCUCGUCUGACGCCAAUUCUGAAAAAUAGGCACGAAAAGGUACAAGAGAAUUGUAUUGAUUUGGUAGGAAGAAUCGCUGACAGGGGACCUGAGUAUGUUUCCGCACGAGAGUGGAUGCGAAUCUGUUUUGAAUUAUUGGAAUUACUCAAAGCGCAUAAAAAAGCAAUUAGAAGAGCUACAGUCAACACCUUUGGAUACAUCGCGAAGGCUAUUGGGCCCCAUGACGUUUUGGCAACGUUACUCAACAAUCUUAAGGUUCAAGAACGACAAAAUCGCGUUUGCACAACAGUCGCCAUUGCUAUAGUUGCGGAGACUUGUAGUCCUUUCACAGUUUUGCCAGCAUUGAUGAACGAGUAUAGAGUUCCCGAGCUUAAUGUUCAAAACGGUGUCUUAAAAUCGCUUUCCUUCUUAUUUGAAUAUAUUGGCGAAAUGGGCAAAGAUUAUAUAUAUGCUGUUAGUCCACUACUGGAGGAUGCCCUUAUGGACAGGGAUCUAGUACACAGACAGACUGCUUGCGCUGCAAUCAAGCACAUGGCGUUAGGAGUUUACGGCUUUGGCUGUGAAGAUGCUCUGAUCCAUCUGUUGAAUCACGUAUGGCCAAAUGUUUUUGAAACCUCUCCUCAUCUGGUCCAGGCCUUCAUGGAUGCUGUAGAUGGUCUCCGCGUCGCAUUGGGCCCAAUAAAAAUCCUUCAGUAUACAUUACAGGGGCUAUUUCACCCAGCUAGAAAAGUUCGAGACGUCUAUUGGAAAAUCUAUAAUUCUCUUUAUAUUGGUGGGCAGGAUGCGCUUGUAGCCGGGUAUCCACGGAUUUUAAAUGACCCGAAGAACCAAUACAUUAGGUACGAAUUAGAUUAUGUUUUAUAACUAACAUUAUUCGAGAUGUAAUCUAUAAAUUAUUUUAUCAAAUCGCAACGUGGCGACUUGUGCAAGAGUCUCUGCCGAAUUUGGUGAUUAAUCACAGUUUAUAAAUUGCACUUGGCAUAAUAUCUGUAACAAUGAAAUCACACUCUAAUUUGUAUAUGUAAAAUGGGAACCCAAAACUCAUCAAUAAAAAUGACGACUGUAUUUGAAAUUGAAA
This is a messenger RNA of Diprion similis, 4384 nucleotides long. RefSeq names its product splicing factor 3B subunit 1 (gene Sf3b1). The coding region runs from base 220 to 4170 and encodes 1316 amino acids. NCBI's taxonomy places the organism in Eukaryota, Metazoa, Arthropoda, Insecta, Hymenoptera, Diprionidae. Gene Ontology annotation, cellular component: U2 snRNP; catalytic step 2 spliceosome; U12-type spliceosomal complex. Gene Ontology annotation, molecular function: mRNA binding. The transcript is spliced from 19 exons. Gene Ontology annotation, biological process: spliceosomal complex assembly. The record is from RefSeq and is a predicted model, not a curated record.